Molecule: messenger RNA, 933 nt
Organism: Penicillium chermesinum
Lineage: Eukaryota; Fungi; Ascomycota; Eurotiomycetes; Eurotiales; Aspergillaceae
Product: CE1 family esterase
Exons: 2
Coding region: 1-933 (310 amino acids)
Molecular function (GO): feruloyl esterase activity
Source: RefSeq, a predicted model, not a curated record
AUGCUCGGAAACUUCGCGUCGGUCGCGCUUUGCUCGCUGCUCGCAGCUUUCGGUGCUGCAGAACAUACCCAUACUCAUCCCUAUAUCGAGGGAUCAGGGCAGGUCUCUAAUGUGUCAAUUACCAGCGGCGGUCUGCAGCGCAGCUAUCUGCUCGCCAUCCCACCGAUCUAUCACCCAGACUUCCCAACUCCAUUGAUCGUGUCGUAUCACGGCGGGACCCAGACGGCUGAGGACCAGCUGGAGCUCGACCAGUUGACCAACCCUGAGUUCAACGAGCGAGUGAUUGUCGUUUAUCCCCAGGGAAUCGAUGUAAGUGUUCCCGGAGUAACGGUUGACGAUGUUCAAUUCACAUCGGACAUCCUCGACCAGGUGGAGAAAUCGCAUAACAUCGACAAGACCAGGAUCUGGGCCACUGGAAAGUCCGAUGGGGGUGGCUUCGCCAAUAUCCUGGCCUGUGACGCGACGCUGUCUACUCGCAUUGCCGCCUUCGCCCCAGUGUCGGGCGCCUACUACAUCGACACUAGCCCUUGUGACGCGGACACGGUAAAGAUCCCUUGUAACCCGGGGCGUACUCAUAUUCCAAUCAUUGAGUUCCACGGUGGAAACGAUACUACAAUUGCCUAUGAUGGUGGCGCGCGCAAGGGCGAGUGCCUGCCUAGCAUUCCACACUUUGUCCGCGAGUGGGCCAAAAGAGACGACCUUGACAGCCACAAGAACUUGACCAUCCCAAUUGCUCCGGACACGGUUCUGUACUCAUUUGGAGUCACUGGACUUGUGCAACAUGUUUAUGACUCGGUAAUUGGCCAUGACUGGCCCAGCACUGUGCCAAAUGCGGACAACCAGAAGCCCGGGCGCCAUCCGGCCAGCUUCAACGCGACGCCAAUCAUUCUGGACUUUUUCUACCGCCACAGCCUGCCAUUGGCUUUCUGGUAG